Molecule: messenger RNA, 1109 nt
Organism: Dioscorea cayenensis subsp. rotundata (Guinea yam)
Lineage: Eukaryota; Viridiplantae; Streptophyta; Magnoliopsida; Dioscoreales; Dioscoreaceae
Exons: 2
Coding region: 222-983 (253 amino acids)
Source: RefSeq, a predicted model, not a curated record
GAAGUAUUUCAUGUUGGGGGUUAAGGUUAGAUUUAGAAACACGGAUCAGAUUCUAGAUCGUAGAUCUUUUAUUAGAUUGGAGGGGUGGGGAAAGUGUAGAGAGGCGGCUUUGCAAGCGCAAACGAAAGCCCCUCCUUCCCUUGAGGGGGUGGCGUGACAGCACUGACAGGGGCGAGAAGAAAGAAAUAGGAGAUCGAUUGAGCCAAAAAAACCAAAAACAAAUGGGGGUGUUUUCCAAUAAGAUUGCAAGGGAGGAUCUCAAACCUGGUGAUCACAUCUACUCAUGGCGCACCGCCUACAUCUACGCCCAUCACGGCAUAUAUGUGGGAGAUGGCAUGGUCAUCCAUUUCACACGUGCAGCAGGCCAGGAGAUUGGCACUGGAACCAUUCUAGAUCGAAUAAUUUUCAGCUGCUCUCCAUCAAAUGUUGGUGCUUCUUGUGAAAUAUGCGGUGAUCAGAGCAUGAAGCAGGGUGUAAUCAGCUCUUGUGUGGACUGCUUCCUAGCUGGGGGAGAUCUCUAUAUUUUCCACUACUCAGUUUCUCCCAUUUUUUUUAUUGCUAAAGCUCGCGGGGGGACCUGUACACUUGCUGCUUCUGACCCUACAAGUGACGCCCUCCAUCGCGCAAAAUAUCUCCUCAAUAAUGGCUUUGGGAUGUAUAGCCUUUUCAAGAACAACUGUGAGGACUUUGCAAUUUAUUGCAAGACAGGUUUACUUCUGGUGACCUCCUUCAGUGUGGGACGAAGUGGUCAGCUGACAUCCCUUGCGGCUGCUGUUUCUGCAGUUGCAGCUUCGCCUCUUCGUUUCAUGACAAUGAGUGCUGGUGGAUUAACAAUGGUCGCGGGUGGCAUGUACUGCAUUGGGCGCUAUGUCUCUGACAUUGGUGUUAGAAGAGAUGUUGUGAAGAUUCCUGUUGAAAGGCUUGUAGCAGAGUCAACCCCUCAUGAACCUGAAACAGCUCCUCCGGCACAAGCCAAUCACUGAAGUACUAGCGGGCACCUGUGAAUUUCAUGUUGGAAUGUGGUUUCGUGUUUGUUAUCUGCUAUGUGUAUUUCAAGUUCAAUUGAAAUAGAGACAUACAGGAUGUUGUCAAAAUUUCUGUUUCUGUCA